CCUUUAGUAUCCGCGUGUGCGAGGGGUGAAAACACGUUGGGUUCUCGCUCGAGAAAUAUCACUGAACAUGAACAGUCGAUUCUCGUGCCCGUAAUAGCGCAUUUUAACACGUAAUAGCGUAUUUCUGCUCUGAAGAAAAUGAGUCCCGGGUUGGGUCACGAUCCUUUGCCCUCAUACAACAUCACUGUUCUCGGAAACACCGCACUCUGCUUGUGGCAACAGCCGCAACAUAUUUUAUUCCAGUUGGCGAAUUUUUGCUUCGCAUUGUCGUACUCAGCGCCGUCUUCGAAAAAGGGAAUUUUAUUCAUGCAUUCCGUUCUAAUCAUAGGUUUUAUGUUGCUAUCAGGAUGGGCUUGGCAUGUCAUUUGCGCACCAGAUAUCUUCUCCUGGAACUUUAGUUUUUUAUUGCUCAAUAUCGGUCAAUUAGUAUAUAUUGUUUAUCAAAUGAGACCCAUUAGAUUUGAUCCCGAAUUAGAAGAAGCUUAUCACACGCUCUUCUAUCCUUUCAAAGUCUCACGGAUACAAUUCAAACGAUUAGUGUCGCCAGAGUUUGCAACGAUAAUGUCUCUUCAUGCUGGCGAGGCAUAUGCGAUGCAGAACCUAACGAGAACGGACAGAUUAGGUUUGUUGCUUACCGGGAAAGUCAACGUCCUGAGUGAUACUAACUUUCUGCAUCCGAUAUUGCCUUGCGAAUUUUUAGAUUCACCAGAAUUUGAAAGUUCCCGAGCUUCUGUUGACGAUAAAUUUAAGGUUUCUAUUGUGGCGGCAAGUUCCUGCAGAUAUUUAUAUUGGCAGAGAACAGCUUUGGAAUAUCUACUCGUGAAGGAAACUUAUCUUGCAACUGUCUUAACUACACUAGUGGCAAGAGAUAUCGCCACGAAGCUAUAUGCAAUGAAUAACAAGAUAAUUACGGACAAAGGAUCACACUUGGACAUUCGCCUUCCUACCAUCAGCGCCGGUUUAGGAAUUAGCAUUAGUAGCACGAAGGCCAAGGAACGCGCAGCGAAUAACUUGACGAAGAAGGGUGCGCCGAGCAUGGAGCCUCUUCCGGAGUUGCCAUCCUGUGACGAUCUGGCUUCUAGCGGUGUGGAAAGCUGGCUGGAUUCCUCCAGCAAGUAUCACAGUUGCGAAAUUGUUGACGAUGAAUAGCAUUACGCCAACUACUCGAAUUACGAGAAUGUGCUGGAUGACUCCGACGACGUCGAACAGGCUUUCGAUUUCAAAAGUACGGAGAGUUGGCGAUCAUUCGAAGACUAGCAGUAGAAAAACAAACUUUUACUUCUGUUCGAUUUCAGUUCAUGCAAUUUCCGGAUUUCAACUCGCCGGAACGAAGUUUUUAUAUUAAAGAUUUGUAUAUUAAAUCAUUGUUAUGUUAUUUCUGUAAUUAAUUAUAAGUUGAAUUUUACUAGAGAAUAGUUAAGAUAUCUCAUUAAGGACUAGAUUUUUACAUCGCAAUAUGGUACAAUAUAUUCUGUAGGUUUGUUGCCUAGCAACGAAAUUCGCAACGAAGGCACCUUUCAAAAAGUAGGUAUAUAUAAUGUAAAUUUAAUGCGCUAUGUACAUAUGUGUAAAUAUCAAACUUGAUAAUGGUUUCAAAGAAUGAAUUCUAUUGUGCAAAGAAAAUAAUGUUUACAGAAGUAUUUUCGGAACAAUUUCCGGAUAAAAAAUACAUAUUAAAUAAAUCUAACAUUUAUAGAUAAA
Molecule: messenger RNA, 1701 nt
Organism: Pogonomyrmex barbatus (red harvester ant)
Lineage: Eukaryota; Metazoa; Arthropoda; Insecta; Hymenoptera; Formicidae
Product: popeye domain-containing protein 3
Biological process (GO): striated muscle cell differentiation; skeletal muscle tissue development; heart development
Cellular component (GO): sarcolemma
Molecular function (GO): cAMP binding
Source: RefSeq, a predicted model, not a curated record